AUGGAGCUCUGGAACUCCACCUUAGGAAGUGACUUCAUCUUGCUUGGGAUCCUGAGUGACAGUGAGUCUCCUGAGCUGCUCUUUGCCACAUUCACAACCCUGUACAUGUUUGCUCUGAUCAGCAAUGGCCUGCUGCUCCUGAUCAUCACAACAGAUGUCCGGCUCCAUGUACCCAUGUACCUCCUGCUUGGGCAGCUCUCACUAAUGGACAUGCUGCUUACAUCAGUUGUCACUCCCCAGGCCCUCAUGGAUUUUCUGUACAGAGAAAACAGAAUAUCUUUUGCAGGAUGUGCCCUCCAGAUGUUCCUGAUGCUGAUACUUUGUGGUGCAGAGGACUUGCUAUUGGCCUUCAUGGCCUAUGACAGGUAUGUGGCCAUUUGUCAUCCUCUGAACUACACGGUCCUCAUGAGGCCAAGUAUCUGCUGGUUCAUGGUGGCCUCAUCCUGGAUACUGGCAUUUCUGAGUGCUCUGGGAUACACGUUGUAUACCAUGCACUAUCCCUUCUGCAAAUCCCACAAGAUCAGACACUUAUUAUGUGAGAUUUUCUCGUUGCUGAAGCUGGCCUGUGAAGACACCUCCAGAUAUGAACUCAUGGUCUAUGUGAUGGGGGCAGGCUUCCUGAUUCCACCUCUUGUUGCCAUUGUUGCCUCCUACACAUUAAUUCUCUUCACUGUGCUGCAGAUGCCAUCAAAGGAAGGGAGGAAGAAAGCACUUUACACCUGCUCUUCCCACCUGACUGUGGUAGGGAUGUAUUAUGGUGCAGCUGCAAUCAUUUAUGUCCUACCCAGUUCCUUCCACAAUCCCAAACAGGACAACAUCACCUCUGCUCUCUACACAAUAGUCUCUCCAGCCUUGAACCCUCUCAUUUACAGCCUGAGAAAUAAGGAUGUCAUGCGGUCUUUAAGGAGGGUCUUGGGAAAAUAUAUUGUGCACACACACCGUACCCUCUAG
Molecule: messenger RNA, 951 nt
Organism: Octodon degus (degu)
Lineage: Eukaryota; Metazoa; Chordata; Mammalia; Rodentia; Octodontidae
Product: olfactory receptor 2AG2-like
Exons: 1
Coding region: 1-951 (316 amino acids)
Biological process (GO): G protein-coupled receptor signaling pathway
Cellular component (GO): membrane
Molecular function (GO): olfactory receptor activity; G protein-coupled receptor activity
Source: RefSeq, a predicted model, not a curated record